AUAAAAGGGAUGAAAGUGUGUACAAUGAAAGAAGAGGGAUGAAAAUACACAUUCUUCUCCUGUAAACUUAAACCCCUUUCUUUGACACCCGAAGACAACUUGACGCCAGAAACAUCGAGAAGAAAGCACCCAGCUAUACUGAUCAGACUCUCUUUCUCUCUCUCGCCAAGCCAUGGCUAGGGUUCCAAGCAAGCACGAUCGAGAUAAUCCCCUGGAUUUCGAGGGAUUUUUGAAUAACUUGCAGGAUUGGGAACUUUCACUCAAGGAUAAAGACAAGAAGCUGAAAUCACAAUCUGAUGUGGAAAAGAUGGAACCUUUAAAUCUGAAAAAUGCUUUUGGUAAUUCAUCCAAUCUUGGAACUAAUGGAAGAUCACGUGAAUCAAAAGAGCCUGGAAGUGGAAGUUUAAAGAAGAUUGGAGUGGACAAAAGACAAACGGGUAAAUCAACAUCUGUGAAUAAUCCAAGUACUACAAGAGGAGAAGAUUACCUUAAAAAAUAUAAAGAUGUUAGCAGUAUAUCAAGUGGCUUUAUAAAAGAUGACAGUUCCAUAGAUGCUAAUUCAGAGAAAGAAUUGGGUAAUGAGUAUUUCAAGCAAAGAAAAUAUAAAGAAGCAAUAGACUGCUAUUCUAGAAGUCUUGCAUUAUCACCAACUGCAGUAGCUUAUGCAAACAGAGCAAUGGCUUACAUUAAACUCAAAAGAUUCCAGGAAGCUGAGGUGGAUUGUACAGAAGCCUUAAAUCUAGAUGAUCGGUAUAUUAAAGCUUAUUCAAGGCGUUCAACUGCUAGAAAAGAACUUGGUAAAUAUAAAGAUUCAAAAGAAGAUGCAGAUUUUGCUUUGAGAUUGGAGCCAAAUAAUCAAGAGAUUAAAAAGCAGUAUGCAGAUGCAAAAUCUUUGUAUGAUAAGGAGCUUCUUAAGAAGGUAUCUGCAACAGUGAAAGCAUCAACAGAAGGGUUGCAAAAAGACGAAAAGUCAAACAAUGGUCAACAAUAUACCCCGAAAAUUUCUGAAACAACAAGAGUAUCUUCAACUAAAACAGAGAACAUUGAGAUAAACCAUAAUAUUGGGAAGAAAAUUAUAAAAGAAUCAGUGCAACAGCUUGCUGCUAGAGCAGCUUCUCUUGCCACGACUGAAGCUGCAAAGACCAUUUUGCCCCCGACUUCCGCCUAUCAGUUUGAGGUUUCAUGGCGGGGAUUCUCUGGUGAUCGUGCCCAUCAGUUUCGCCUCUUACAGGCCACAGAUCCUGUUGCAUUACCGAUGAUAUUUAAAAAUGCCAUGUCAGCGCCACUCUUAAUUGAUAUCAUUCGGUGCAUUGCCACCUUUUUCAGUGAUGAAGUUGAUCUAGCUAUCAAAUAUUUAGAAAAUCUGCCAAAGGUCCCGAGAUUUAAUAUGAUCAUCAUGUGUCUUUCACCGGCAGACAAAUCUGAUCUUGAAAGAAUUUGGGAUGAAGUAUUUUGUAACAAGGAAGUUGUACUUGAGAUCCUUCAACAGCUACGCCCGAGAUACUGUCAUCAUCAAAGGUGCUCCCUUGCCCCAUAUCAACUUGUUAAUUUCGAUCAUUUGCUUUUUGUUCUAUCUAUUUUGAUCGUAUUGUAUUUCUGUUUUUUCGUUCAAUUAACCUACGCUUCCUUAAUCUACCUUUGCAUUCCUCCCGCCUCUUGUUCUAACAGAUAUUGUUGGUUAUAUAAAAAAUGGCUGGAGCUCCACCUGGGACUGCAAAAAUGAUAAUCAAGGAAAUAGGUAUUGGCAUGGUGUUGGGUUACAUUUGUGGUGCUGCAUGGAAAUACACGUACCAUAAGGACCUGACCAGAAGGACCAAAUCCUUCUACCACAUGCUUGAUAAAGGUGAGAUCUCAGUGGUCGUUUCAGAAGACUAACUACUCCAUUAUUCUAUCCGCAUAUAGCAUUCUAAAUGCUGACUUCUAAUAAGCAAUAUUUUUGUUGGUUUGAGUCGUUUAGACACUUUUCCUGAAUUGAAAAUUGUAAAUAAUAAAAGCACAGCCUUCGUAUUGGUUGCUUACAUGAGAUGAGUUCUUGACAGAUCUGAUCAUCUACUUUGGUUCUUUUUCUUGUCAUUUUUUUAAAGUAAAAAGGG
Molecule: messenger RNA, 2093 nt
Organism: Lactuca saligna
Lineage: Eukaryota; Viridiplantae; Streptophyta; Magnoliopsida; Asterales; Asteraceae
Source: the annotation of a GenBank genome assembly